AUGUUUAGAAAAGAGAACAAACGAAAGGGCGUUUCUCGUUCGCCUGAAGAAUGGCUUAAAUAUGCCAAUGCACGAUUCAAUGAAUAUAAUGUUCUACAACCAUGGGAGGAUGCAAAAAAGAAAGAAAAGGAAAAGGAAGAUGAGAAGAAACCAAGCCAUACUAACGUAAAUGACAAGAAACUAAAUUCGAAAGCGGUACUUCGAAAGCCAGUUUCUCCGGAAGUACUCGCUUCCACAGGAUCGAACAAUCAGCUAGAAUGCAAAGAGAAGCAGUCCUCAAAAGGAGAACCUAAGAAGUCACUACUUUAUGGAAUUAAUCGAAAUCUGGCUACUUUUACCUUCAGCAGUUUGUUCAUGUUAACAUCAGCGGAUAUGAGUCAAUGGAAAUUAGUCACUACAGCGUUCGUUCUCGGAAUGGUUUUUGCAAAGUAUGGAUUCGUUAACAGCAAACAUACUUCUGAGGAAAACAGUCCAAAUAAAGAGAGUAGAGUCCUGAAUUUACCUACGGCAGAUGUGAAAAAUGAGCGAUAAGGGGGAAUCAUAGUAUUGUUGUCCAUUAGAAGAUCAGGUCUCUAUUUUGUGUUAUGUGCAAUAAAAAGGUCAUACUUUUACCCAGGGAAAACUGACGAAAAGGAGGCGUGAUAGUUGAUUGAAUUUGAACAAGUGGUACGAUACCGGCUCGACUACUUCAUCUUUCCAUAUACAGUGUCCACGUUUGUUUAGAGCAAACCAACUGCCUAAAGGUAACUUAGAUUCAGGAAAUCACUAUGACCAAAGUGAAUUCAAGUGUCAUUAAUUGUGAAAUAUGAAAAUUCCUUCUUGA
Schizosaccharomyces cryophilus OY26 is the source of this 823-nucleotide messenger RNA. RefSeq lists its product as uncharacterized. Lineage: Eukaryota; Fungi; Ascomycota; Schizosaccharomycetes; Schizosaccharomycetales; Schizosaccharomycetaceae. The transcript has 2 exons. The record is from RefSeq and is a predicted model, not a curated record. Bases 1 to 531 code for a protein of 176 amino acids.